AUGCAUAGGCUUCUUCUUCUACUUUAUAUGUCUGUUCUGUGUGUCUCGCGCUCCGGCCUCGUACAAGCAGACAAUGCGCCUGCUCCUUCGCCAAACCCAACACUUACGACGCCACCAGCAAAGUCGCCCUCUCCGUCAAUUUCUCACGCGUCUUCUCCUUCCAUUUCUCCGGCAUCGCCUUCGAAGUCUCCGACUGUAUCUCCGCCCACGUACACUCCAGCAAGUCCUGCGCCCGUUUCGAAUCCACCGGCGAAAUCUCCGUCCAUUUCGCCAGCGAAAUCGCCGUCGACUUCACCUGUUAAAUCUCCUUCCAUUGCCCCGGAAAAGUCUCCAGCAAGUCCGCCGACGCCCAUCGUUGCUCCGACCCAGAGUCCAUCGACAAAUGGGCCUUCUCCAAUACGGUUCCCUGCACCGGUUUCUUCUCCGAGUACCACUCCCGCGAGCCCCCCGGAAACGGCAGACGUUCCAGCAAGUGGCAUGGCUCCUGAGGUUUCGGCCAACAUUCCAUCAAGUUCUGCGACGCCUGGGGAGGCACCAGUAGUGUUUCCAUCUAGCAGUAGUCCUCCGAGUCAGGCGCCGGGGAGUUUUUCGGCGGAGACUGCAAAAGGUCCGGUUAGUGAUGACUCGGGUUCGGAUUCGAAGUACAAGGCAGGUGUCAUUUUGAGCGGAUUGAGUAUAUUGGCGGCUCUGUCCUUUUAG
This is a messenger RNA of Carya illinoinensis, 699 nucleotides long. RefSeq names its product lysine-rich arabinogalactan protein 18-like. The record is from RefSeq and is a predicted model, not a curated record. The transcript has a single exon. Bases 1 to 699 code for a protein of 232 amino acids. NCBI's taxonomy places the organism in Eukaryota, Viridiplantae, Streptophyta, Magnoliopsida, Fagales, Juglandaceae.